Vitrella brassicaformis is the source of this 2630-nucleotide messenger RNA. NCBI's taxonomy places the organism in Eukaryota, Vitrellaceae. The record is from the annotation of a GenBank genome assembly.
GAAGCGUUGUUCUGCCAAAUGCAGCUUCAUUUCAUCCGCUUGGUGCUGACAUGGACUCUGAUCUCAUGCUGGGCCACAGAUGCGCUCGCCUUCCUCUCUGCUCUCGUGCGCCAAGCUGCACCACACCGGACUCGGCGGCGGAGCGUCGUCCGGGCAGCCAGCAAGGCGCACGGGGAGCACAAAUCGCUCAAGGAGAGAGAGGUCCGGCAGAUGCAUCGACAAAAGAGGAAGAUCUGUGCAUCUGCGCUUGUGUGUGUGUCUGGCUUGUGGCGUCAAUAUAUUCCAUUAGGGUCUGAAGCUGAAGCCCACGGUGUGGACGGAGUUCCAGGGGCUGGCAAGGGAGACCCAGGCCGUCAACCUGGGCCAGGGCUUCCCCAACUGGCAGCCGCCCUCAUUCGUUCUCGCCGCUGCACAUGGAGGUUCGUGAAGAAGGUUAUCUCACUCAGCUGAGAUGUGGUGGGCCGCUGGAUGUGUGUGUGUGUGUGUGUUGUGCAGCGUUGACCGGUCCUCAUCACCAGUACACUCGGACAGCCGGCCAUCCCCCUCUGGUGGAGCUGCUCGCAGAGAAAUACUCGCGACACUUUGACAGGUGCGUCGUACACGCGACGGACGAUGCAGCCACGUGUGUGUGUGUGUGUGUGUGUGUUUGCAGGGAUAUCGACGCCGACACUGAGGUGGCGGUGACGAUCGGCGCCUCCCAGGCCCUCUACGUGGCCAUGCAGAGCCUCCUCUCGGCAGGCGAUGAGGUCAUCCUGAUGGAACCUUUCUUCAACCUCUACGACGUACGUAAGAAGCUGUCCCAGACACACAACACACCCAAACCCACACCACACUCGCAAUCCAAUCAAUCGACAGAGAGAGUGAGAGUGUGUGUGGAUGUGAUGUCACUCAUCAGGGCCAGGUGCGUCUGGCAGGUGGUGUGCCGCGUUAUGUGCCGAUGGACUGGCGUGAGGGCAGUGGUGGGCAGCGGGGCAGCUGGAGGGUCGACUUCGAUGUCCUCAGACAACAGAUCAACCCACUGUGAGUAAGCCACACAGAUAAGGGAAGGGAGGAGGCCGGUGCCGUCGAGUCGAGCAUACUGUGUGUGGUGUGGUCAGGACGCGAUUGAUCAUCCUCAACACGCCGCAGAACCCCUCAGGCAAAGUCUGGGAGAGGUGGGCAGGGCACGCACACACACACACACACACUCACCCUCGUUUGUGUGUGCCAUCCAUCCAUCCAUCCAUAUCAGGUCUGAGCUCGAGGAGCUGGCGUCGAUCGUCCGUGAGCACCCCAACCUGAUGGUCAUAUCAGACGAGGUCUACAAAUUCAUGGUCUUCGACGAACCAUCACAAACAGCAGCAGCAUCACCACUACCAGCAGCAUCAGCAGGAGAGGCAGAUUCCGACAGCAGCGAUGACGGCGAGGGCGAGUACAGGGGCAAGCCCGCCGGGCACAUCCACUUCGCGUCUCUCCCUGACAUGUGGGAGCGCACCCUCACCGUAUCCAGCGCUGGUAAAUAACCCUCCACACACACACACACACACACGCACACACGCGGGAUCAAGGCAUUGCGUGUGUGUUUGGCGGUUUAUCGGAUGCUUUGCAGGCAAGACGUUCAGCAUCACGGGGUGGCAGGUCGGUUGGCUCGUGGGGCCGGCCCAGUGGCUGACGAGGGUGCAGCUGCGGCUCCCCUUUAUGCAGUUCUGCGCACCCACACCACUGCAACAGGCCCUCUGCAACGUGCGGACGAACGCGUCAACUCACACCAGACAGACAGACAGACAGACAAAGGGGCUGGCUGAUGUGUGUGGAUGUGUGUGCAGAUACUCACAGAGGCCAGCGAGCCGUACCGCGAGUUCUCGACCUACUACGACUGGCUCAGACACGAGUACCAAGACAAACAGGCAGGGAGGCGCACACACACACACAUCCAUCCCCCCAUAUCUGUCGGUCGGCGAUCGGAUCUGUGGUCAGGGCAAGUUGUGUGCGGCGCUUGAGAGGGCGGGCAUCGAGGCCCGGCCCGGCAACGGGGGCUUCUUCGUCAUGGCAGAAAUACACGUGGGUGUGUUGGGUAUGCGGCUGCAUUGCAUCCAUCGGCACGUCGCAUAGCGUAGACAGCCGGCUGCUUGUGUGUGUGUGUGUGUCAGAACAUCGCUGUGCCUGACCAUUACCUGAGGGAGGGCACCCCCGCCAGACCCGAGAUGACCAGGGACUGGGCCUUCUGCAGGUCUGUACACCACACCGCCCGCUCCAGUCCGAUGUGUGGCUUAUGUCUGUCAAGUGUCCAGGUGGUUGGCCAAGGAGAUCGGUGUGGUGGCCAUUCCGGCCUCGGCCUUCUACUCGAUGGAGAACAGACAUAGAGGGGAAAACCUCGUCAGACUCGCUUUCUGCAAAACCGACGACGUCCUCGACGAAGCUGCCAGGUCAGGUGGACGGACACACCACAUCACCCACCCUACCAUCCCACUCACACACAUGAGUGCUCUCUCUCUCUCUCUGUGUGUGUGUGUCUAGGCGUCUGGAGCGUGUCGCAGAGUUCCGUCGCCUGGACAGCGGUGCGAGCAGUGCCCACACACUCACUGUCACUGGAGCCCUCCGGGGUGAGGUGACCUGAGCCAGACAGAGCCGAUGUGGUGUGGUGGGCGGGG